AUGGGUGCCAUAGUCACGAAUCUGGUGGCGCUGCCCAUUCUGGGGGUGGUCUCUAUUCCACUGAUCCUGUCGGCCUGGGUGACAAUCUGGCUGGCCCUGAUGACCCUCUUCGUCCGAUUUGCAGUGGUUUAUCUGGAAGUGGUCUACGGGCUGAUUAUCAGCUUCUUUACCCUUCCUUCGUCUAGUUCCUCGUUUCUCUCUUUCGCUGCUUCAGAACCUGUAACUCCGGCAGCAGGGAACUCCAGACGCAACUCGGCACAUGGUCUAGUCCAUCCGCGAAAGACCAAUGAUGACUCGCUAUCUUCCAGUCUCUGGACCAUCGACUCUGAGGAGAUGAGAAAGCAAGAUAUCCAGUCGUAUGCACGGAGUAUGGUUGAGGCGCAUCACUUGCCCAGCAGUACACCCUACCUGGGUCUCCCCGUCAGCGGCGAUGAAAGGCGAGACUUUGAAGGCGUGGGCGGUUGGAGGUCAUAUCGACACUCGUCAGAUACUUCAAGACCUCGCACAGCACAUUCAACGCAAGACAAGAGCUUCCACUCAGCAUCUACGUCGUCCACUCAAAGUCUAAACGGAGACUUUGAUGCCGAGGUGGAAGAUGUCGAUGCCGAUGAUUUAGCAUGGCUGUCAUUGAACCAUCGCCUAGAACUGCCAUCACGAGUUGUCAGGAUGGGAGACCAUUCAAGAUCUGCCUCGAGGGUGCACAGCCCACACAAUCUGGAUCGCAGCAACAACACCAGCGGAUUGAAUCUUCACGCUAUGAGCUGUCCACAUGCACAAUCUGCCAGGUCUCGUCAUUUCCAGUCACAGCCGGGUCGACGGCGUCACCAUCAUCGCUCUCAGACCACCUCGGCUCUGACGACAUCAGAACGGCGCACAGGAGACUUCCUCUCUCUUGCGCUUUCAAUUCGACCGGAGCUUGCGAAUCGAUUUCUGUCCCCGUCCACCUCGCGGAUUUCUCCUUUUACGACUUCACACCCAUUUUCAGUAACGCAAACGCGGUCCGCGGCACGUAUGCCCUCUGCACAUGGCGCCUCCGGCUCGGGUGCCUUUUUUUCUAGCUCGGCGAAUGCGGCCAGUUCUUCGUCUCCAGGCGGCCAUGUUGCAGGUGUCGGACACGGGUCACAUGGUUACUUUACCCUGCAACAGGCCGAGAAUGGAGUCGAUCAAGCGUCCCCCAUUUCAAUUGUAUCCACACCAAGUGAAAGUGGCAGCGCAACACCUUGCACGGCUGUAUCUAAUGAAGAUCGAGACGCCUCGUCGCUUGGCCAUACGAGUUUAAUGGCCCACUAUCCCACCAGUGUGAGGCAUCGUCGGCGCAGCAUUGCGGGGCCUCAUUCGCGGGUCAACACCUUUUUGUGA
This is a messenger RNA of Penicillium oxalicum, 1359 nucleotides long. RefSeq lists its product as uncharacterized. NCBI's taxonomy places the organism in Eukaryota, Fungi, Ascomycota, Eurotiomycetes, Eurotiales, Aspergillaceae. The record is from RefSeq and is a predicted model, not a curated record. The transcript has a single exon. Bases 1 to 1359 code for a protein of 452 amino acids.